AUGAAAGCCACCCGUCGACGAAAGUCUCGAAGGCAGCGGAACCUACCCGCCAGGACGUAUGAAUUGCCCAAAGCCCUUUCGCGAUCCCGAAACCGACGUGCAGGCCAGGCUCACCAAGGUUUGACCGCUCAAGAACUGGAUUGGGACUCGCUGGUCCUACAGCAUCUGGCGAGUCGAAACGAUGGGAUCGCUACGCUGUCGAAUGUGGGCUCCUCUGCGCUCGUCGUCGAGCAGUUUCUGGACCGCAAGACGGUACUGGUUGGAGCCCAGCUUUGGAACAUGCGCAACGCACCAGAUUUCCUCCCGCAAGAGGCCCUCAUCGACGAUGAGCAUCGAGCGUACGCAGAAGGCAGUGUUGCCAAUGUUGCCAAUUGGAUCAUCUCUGGCGGUGACAGUCUGAACGAGGAGUAUGAAUACCUCCAGAAUGCUUUCGUGGAUGUCGACCUAUCUGUGCGGAACCUGACGAUAGCCAACUACCAUCUCUCGGAUAGCCAUCACCACAAUCGCCAACUAAAGAGUCAUCUGGUAACAUUGGAGACCCUCGUUCUCGGCAUUGAAUCUCAUGCGGUAAGGGGUGGCGGGGGCAGUGCACGCCGAUACGCCGGAGAAGUGCUGGAUAUCCUGUCAGUCCAGCCUCACUUGAAGCGGCUUACCCUUGUGCAAGCUACUCCGGCAGGCAUCUCAGAGGAUGAUGGAGCGUACAUCCAGCCACGCGCUGCGACUUGGUACAAGAACCUCGCUUGCCUCAUCGGGCUUAAACAUUCCAAACUCGACACACCGAAAGUCGAUAUCUUUGUGCUUGUAGAAGAGCAGCGCGAGGAGGAACCGGUCCGCGUGGUUACUACACAUCCUUUUCAGAUAUGGCCUCUCCUUCUCAAAGGGGGCGAGUAG
Molecule: messenger RNA, 891 nt
Organism: Didymosphaeria variabile
Lineage: Eukaryota; Fungi; Ascomycota; Dothideomycetes; Pleosporales; Didymosphaeriaceae
Exons: 1
Coding region: 1-891 (296 amino acids)
Source: RefSeq, a predicted model, not a curated record